Trichoderma atroviride IMI 206040 is the source of this 933-nucleotide messenger RNA. RefSeq lists its product as uncharacterized. The record is from RefSeq and is a predicted model, not a curated record. Lineage: Eukaryota; Fungi; Ascomycota; Sordariomycetes; Hypocreales; Hypocreaceae.
CGCCCUGCGACGCAACAAUACUCUGAAACAUUUCAAAUCGUCCAAGAAAACUAAGGCAUCAUCUAAACAUGGCGUCUUGGAGUCUCAAGAAGAUGGUGGAGCAGAAGAUGCUCCAAUUCGACGUGACGUUCGCAACGUACAUGUUUACGCCAAUGGAGAAGUUCUUUUUCUAUUCGGUCCUCUUCCUGCUCAUCAGCCUGACCUCCAUCGCCGCAACCCUGUACCUCCCGCAACACGUCUCCCUUCUUGCCGGCCGCGCGUGGUACUACAUCAACGGCGAGACGAUUGACAUUGCGGCGUUUGCGAGAAAUGUCUUUGACGGGGCGCUGGGAGCUGGCAAGGGCGCUGCGGCGGUUGUGAGAGAGCUAUAAACAAAUCGACAACUGGGAGACAAAGAAUAUUGAGAGAUGUACGAGCCGGAGCGAGGCGCUUACGAUAAUAACGGACACGAAUAUAAGGGCUGAUGAGAGUGGGAGAGAAAAGGUGCAAUCUACUGCCUGGCGAAAUCAAAACACUUGGCUUCAUAUCGAGAGCGACGAGCAAGGGGGCAGAGCGGCUUUUGUUGACAGUCGUUCCUAUCUGUGAUGAACUAUUUGGCGUUGGGUAUAUUGGUUUCGAAGAAGUGUAAUGGAAUGGCCGGCCUUGUAUGGCUUUAAUGAUGGUAUAAAUUAAUACGCUCCUGCUACGAGCUUAAAGUGGUGGUAAUACAAAAUGUUCCUCUAGCUCUUCCUCUUCUUCUUCUUUUUAAGCACCAAUGGAAGUGUUUUUGAGUGUUUGAAUGCCUGGCCAAGAUGUAAAUGUCCAAUGUAUUUUGCCCUGGAUAUGAAUCAUUCAAGUGCUUGACUGCUUCUGUUCUGUAAAAUAUUCCUCUCCAAAACCAUAGACCCUUAGCGAGCUAUCCUCUCCGGCAACAGCAAGCUCAUACUUGGCGGC